AUGCUGCAAAAGAGUGGCCACACUGGAAAGGCUGAUAAAACGAGAAUUUAUGAGGAAAUCACCAACCAGGUCAAUGCUUUGGGGGUGGCGGAGAGGGAGCCCAAGCACAUCCGCAAUAAGAUCAAUGACCUGCGGAGACUGGUGAAGGAGAAUUUGGUGGCCAAGAAAAAACACGCAAGUGGAACAGGUGGAGGACCAGCCAGCAGGAUCACCCUGACACCGGAGGACCUUGUCGUGGCCAGGUUCCUGGCUAGGGAGCUGGUGGAGGGCCUGGACGGCUUCGAUUAUGGGGAUCAGCCCUUGAGGACAGCUUCUGGGAAGAAGAGGAGGAAGCUUAACUAUUCGGACCAGGAGAAGGAUGUGAUUAUCAGGGCCAUGUCCCGCUAUGAUGUGUACCUCUAUGGUGCAGAGAGUGGCAACACCACUAAGGCCAGGAAGGCGGAGAUCCUGAUGGAGAUAGCGACAGAGGUCAAUGCCCUGGGACAUGAGAUUCCGGUAUCUCGAUGUUCAGAUCCUUGUUCAUCCGGCAGCAGAAAAAAGUUUGGAUCUUCAAUUCAUAAAUGUUGCUAUGAAUGUGUCUCAUGUUCAGAAGGAGAGAUAUCCAACAUUUCUGACAGUGAAAACUGCAUGAAAUGUCCUGAUGAAGAAUGGCCAAAUGAGAAGAAGGAUCGGUGUGUUCCAAAAUUUAUGGAAUUUCUCUCCUACACUGAUGAUCCCAUUGUUGCAGUAUUUUCAGCUGUCUCCAUCCUCUGUUGUCUUUUGACUGGUUUAAUAUUGGGGAUAUUUAUACAUAACCAGGACACCCCCAUUGUUAAAGCCAAUAACCGGGACCUGAGCUAUCUUCUCCUGGUCUCCAUCAUGCUGAGCUUCCUCUGUGUCUUCUUGUUCCUCGGCCAUCCAGUAGAUGUGACCUGCAUGCUGCGUGUCACCUCUUUUGGUGUCAUCUUCUCAGUUGCCGUCUCUUCUCUACUUGCCAAAAGUAUCAUGGUGUGUAUUGCUUUUAAUGCCACCAAACCUGGGAGUCCCUGGAGGAAAUGGAUGGGAGCCAAACUGCCCAAUUUUAUCAUUUGUGUCUUCUCACUGGUUCAAGUCAUAAUCUGUGUCACUUGGUUGUCUAUUUCUCCUCCCUUCCAGGAUCGGGACACUCACUCUUAUCAGGGGAAGAUCAUAAUUCAGUGUAAUGAGGGUUCGGUUAUCGGCUUCUACUCUGUCCUGGGAUAUAUGGGGCUUCUGGCAGCUGUGAGCUUCAUUAUCGCUUUUUUAGCCAGGACAUUACCGGACAGUUUUAAUGAGGCCAAGUACAUCACCUUCAGCAUGCUGGUGUUCUGCAGUGUCUGGAUUGCCAUGAUCCCGGCCUAUCUGAGCACCAGAGGGAAAUACAUGGUGGCUGUGGAGGUUUUUGCUAUAAUGGCCUCAAGUUCUGGACUUCUUGGCUGUAUAUUUUUCCCAAAAUGUUACAUAAUUCUGUUCAGACCUGACCUAAAUACAAAAAUUAUUAUCCACUAA
Rana temporaria (common frog) is the source of this 1506-nucleotide messenger RNA. RefSeq names its product vomeronasal type-2 receptor 26-like. Gene Ontology annotation, biological process: G protein-coupled receptor signaling pathway. Bases 1 to 1506 code for a protein of 501 amino acids. The record is from RefSeq and is a predicted model, not a curated record. Lineage: Eukaryota; Metazoa; Chordata; Amphibia; Anura; Ranidae. Gene Ontology annotation, cellular component: membrane. The transcript has 5 exons. Gene Ontology annotation, molecular function: G protein-coupled receptor activity.